This is a messenger RNA of Xyrauchen texanus (razorback sucker), 2120 nucleotides long. RefSeq lists its product as uncharacterized. The transcript is spliced from 14 exons. The record is from RefSeq and is a predicted model, not a curated record. Lineage: Eukaryota; Metazoa; Chordata; Actinopteri; Cypriniformes; Catostomidae. Bases 9 to 2033 code for a protein of 674 amino acids.
CAAGAGAGAUGGAGCGUUCGCGCGAAACAGGAAAACAGAAACCACGGAGAGGCAGGAAAAAUAGAGCGGCCAUCAAAGGAGGAAAGUUAAAAGAGCACCAGACCACAAAAACAAUGAUGUCAUCAAUAAUGAAAGACGUGCCAGUUGCGCUGCAAUAUCAAGAGCGGAAGCAUGGAAAAAAGAUUUCGACAGAAAACCACACUGAAGAAGACUUUUCAAGCAGCAAACCUGCACAACAAUCAUCACCUUCAGCACUCCUUACGUUGAACAAAAAAGACCAAAUAAAGACACCUGUUACAAGCACCAUCAAAGCAAGGAAGACCUCCCAGCAUACAGUUGCUGUUGAAAACUCCUCUGCCAAAAGUCUGAAAGUACGCAAUGAGCAACAUCAGCGUAGUGAUUCAGAAGAACAAUGUUUUCCUGAGACCAGCUUGAACACUGAAGCUUCAUCUGCAGCAGAUGACAGAACACAAAGGAACAUAAGAGGCGUGCCGGUUACACCACAAAAAAGGAAAAGGCGUGCCAAAGAUGCAUCUAAACAUGAGAAAAAGACCUCCAAAGAUGUGAACACUUGCAUUGAUGACGGUUCAUCGAUCUACUUGCCUCCACAACCAUCCUCGCCACCUUCACUGCUCCUCACGUCAAACGAAAAAGACCAAACAAAGAAGCCUGUUCAUAGCAUCAUUGAAGGACUGCGGAUCCCUGAACAUAAAGUCGAAGUUGAAUUGAAAGAGUGCAAUGAGCAACAUCAGCAUGGUGAUUCAGAGGAACAGUGUUGUUCUGAGAUCAGAUUGAACACUGAGCCAUCAUCUGUGGCAGAUGAAAUAGCACAAAGGAACUUAAAAGAUGUUCAAAAUCAGCAGAUUACUCCUCUCUCUGGUGAAGAGGAUCCAUAUUCCUCAUCUCUUCAGACCUCUGAGUCACCAUCGAAGAGGCACAGUGAAAAGAGGCCAUUAUGUAGUGAGCUGCCUGAUCAACAAACAUUCACUCAGAGCAAUGGCAAAAGGCAAAAAAUAAGUGACAACAGACCUCUCCAAAAUGUUGUAGCUGAGGCUGACUUAUGUUCAGAGUCUAAUCUUGAAGGGAAUGAAGAUGAUCGACAGUUGCGUCUGAAAUUCAUGUCUGAGGACAUGAAAGAGAAGAGGUUUUUGUUGUGUGAUUCUCCUGAUAAAUUUGAUCAAAGACCUGAAGAUCAAAAAUCCACAGCAAAAACUACAACAUUGGGACACAUGGUGGACCAACCAUUUGUAGUGCAUACUUCCUGGGAGGGGCAUGCUGCUGAAGAAAUUAAAAACAUUGCAGAUGCAAGCACAAAAGACUUAAACAAAGACAACAUAUGUAGAACGGCACUUAAAGUAACAGAUUAUUUAAGCUAUGUCAAAAUCAUUUAUGUUCUUCUUGAAUGGCAUAAACAAAACAAGCAAAAUAGACAGGAUAUCAGAAUUAGAGUUGGCAUAUUCACUGUAUUGAUGCGGUCAAGUGAUCUAUACUGUUGUCCAAUCAAACAAGAUGAGAAAGAGAUUCGUUUUCAUGACAAAAAUCUAUCUUAUGCCACGCUGAAAACCUCAAAAGAGUUUAGUAAAAAAUACUCUCAGACAAUUUGGAACUUUAUAAUGGGUUACCAUGACAAAGUUUCUUCUUCUGUAAAGACCCCUCAAGAUGCCAUUGCAGUAUGUGCCAUUUUAUUCUCAGAAGUUAUUAGGUAUCCUGACAUGUUCUUCCACAACAUUCUCCUCAUGCAGUUUUUUAAAUCGUGGACUGAGUUUUGUGACCAUCAUCCAAUGAUAACAGGAGGAUCAUGGAAAUGUCAGGGAGAAAAUAAAAAUACAUCUAAAAAAGAAAAUCUUCAACCGAGAAACAGUGUCCCAGACAAAGUUAAAAAGAGAAAACAAAAAAAUAUUGUAUUUUGUGCUAAGAAAAUAAUGAGAGAUGAGGACAAAAUGAAUACUCUAUUCCAAAUAGAGGUCUUAGAUUCUCAGGUUGAAGAAGCUGAUGAUACAGCCUCCUUUGAGACUUUGGGGUAUGGGUGCUGAGUUUCAGAGGUCAUCACAUUUUUAAGUGUGUUUUUAUUAUGUAUGUAUAUUGCACAUGUUUUCCUGUACUAAACAUGAUUUAUUGAC